This is a messenger RNA of Oryzias latipes (Japanese medaka), 774 nucleotides long. The record is from RefSeq and is a predicted model, not a curated record. NCBI's taxonomy places the organism in Eukaryota, Metazoa, Chordata, Actinopteri, Beloniformes, Adrianichthyidae.
UUGGAAUUACUACAAGCAGUCUCAGUUUCGUUCACUCACACUUCAGCAGGCGGAAAUGGCGCAGCAGUUUGUGAAGGCUCAGAUCAAAGGCGACAAAGUGGUGGUGUUCAUGAAGCCCACCUGUUCCUUCUGCAUCAUGGCUAAAGAUGUUUUGUCCAACUACAAGUUCAAGCCCGGACACAUCCAGUACAUAGACAUCAAUUCACGCAGCGACAUGGACAGCAUCCAGGACUAUCUUCUGGAGCUCACCGGGCAGCGCACGGUUCCGCGGGUCUUCAUUGGUGAGGAGUGUGUUGGAGGCGGGUCUGACGUGGCAGCUCUUCACAGGAGCGGUAAACUGGAGGGCAUGCUGCAGGCUGUUGGUGCCGUUCAGUAACGGAUUCCUCUUCUGAAGGGUUUUCGGGUGUCUCGGAGUGGGUGUGGUCACAUCACUAUGCAGCGGGACUUGCGUAGUUUGCGCCGUCGCUGCUGGUAUUCGCUGAGCUCCUGCAAGUAGCCCCGAGAGGGCCAACGCAACCUCUCCACCUGCUCGCGCUCCUCCUCUGCAACACACGGAAACACAGAAUCCUGAAAACACAACUGUAAUGUUCUGCCUUCAUUUAAUAUGCUGGCUGUACUUAGUAAAUGCUCACAGUCACACAAACAGUAAUAAUACGAAGACGGAUUUAAAUCCUUGUUUAAAAAUGUCUGUCUCUUUAUGAUUGCCUUUCUUUUCAAGCCAACCUGCAUGUUAUUUUUUUAUGAAUAAAGACCAAAAUGUGUGUGUUUAUCGAU